AUGACCUUGUGUUCUCAAUUUAUUCAACACCGUGAGUCGGUGUAUCCACAGAAAAUAAAGCAUGAGAAUUAUGAGACAGUUGUCCUAGGAGGAAAUGUGACCAUCUUCUGCAACUUGACAACUCUGGCAAAUGUUGAGCAAGUCACCUGGCAGAAAAUCCAAGGCUCCCUGCCACAAAAUAUUGGCACUUACAGCCAUAAAUUUGGGGAAAAUAUUCUCCCACCAUAUGUAAACAGGCUGCACUGCAAUAUUCUGGAACCCAAUGCCUCCUUCAUAACUAUCCAAGAAGUGACAUUUGAAGAUGAAGCCUGCUACAAGUGUCUGUUCAACACUUUUUCAUUUGGCAGCCACAGAGGACAAACGUGUCUCAACAUUCUAACUGUAUCUAAAUUAAUAACCAAACUCAGUUCUGUUACUGGCUCUGAAGAUCUCCUUAACCUUCAAUGUUCAGCUGUGGGAAAGCCUGCUCCCGGAAUCUCCAUUUACCCUUCCCAAGACCUAGUGUACUCACAAAAGGAGUUCUUUACUAAAAACCCGAAUACCACAGUGACUGUCACUAAAAUAUACAACAUCUCUUUGAAAACUGUGAGGUCGCUGGGUCUACAGGACGUAGUUGUGUCCAUGACUCACCCCAUAAGAGAUGAAGAGAAGAUAGUUCCUCUGCCAAUAAAUCAAGAAGGUACCACAGAUAAUAUUUUAAAUUCCAUGAUAAUUGCAAUUGUAUUAGUUUUAUUUUUCAUUCCGUGUGUCAUCAGAACUGUUCUCUGUUUUUAUUUCAAAAAGAAAAGGGGUUCUGGAAAAAUCCAUCAUGCAGAGGGUAGUGAAAGAAUACUUGUCACAUAUGCUUGA
Molecule: messenger RNA, 849 nt
Organism: Phodopus roborovskii (desert hamster)
Lineage: Eukaryota; Metazoa; Chordata; Mammalia; Rodentia; Cricetidae
Product: OX-2 membrane glycoprotein-like
Exons: 5
Coding region: 1-849 (282 amino acids)
Biological process (GO): regulation of immune response; negative regulation of macrophage activation
Molecular function (GO): cell-cell adhesion mediator activity
Source: RefSeq, a predicted model, not a curated record